UCGAAAGAAGAAGAUUGGCAUCCGGAAGAGCAACAAAUCAUCGAGGAAGAAGACCAUUCUGCUGCUGAAGGUUAUCAGGCGGAUCGAGAGGAUUCUUCGAGGCAAAAUAGUGUGGAGCGCAACGAAGCCGUCGCGCCACCUACUACAGACAUCGCACAGUAUGGUUUCGAUUUCAAGUUUUGGUUAUUUACUAAGAAUAGGUGUAGGGUAAGUUAG
Molecule: messenger RNA, 216 nt
Organism: Strongylus vulgaris
Lineage: Eukaryota; Metazoa; Nematoda; Chromadorea; Rhabditida; Strongylidae
Source: the annotation of a GenBank genome assembly